AUGAAGAAGGUUGCAAAGAAAAAAGCAUGGGCUCAAAAUUGGAGAGGGAAUUGUGGGUUAUUGGUCAUGAAGAAACUGAAUGAAAGCAUACUUGGGAGUGCAGGUUGGGAAGUGGCAUUCAAUGGAGUUGAGGGGCUUUGGCAGUUGACUGGUAUCUCAUGUCGUCAUGGUAUUUGUGCAAUAUUUCACAAAGGACAUCAGCCUGAAGAUUACAUACAUGAAUGCUAUAGUAAGGAGCUAUACUUGAAGACAUAUGAGCAUGUAAUCCAGUCAUUGAAUGGGGAAAUCUUUUGUCCAAGGACUGAAGGUGAUGAAAUACUUGCUCUUGUUCCAAGGAAGAUGACUGAUCUGAUCUGGCCCGGCGUCCUCAAUUCAUUUCGCACAGCGCAGAAGAGAUCGCGAUUUAAAUGGAAGCCAGCAGCCGUCGUCUCUCCACCACCCACCGCCGCAGCCGUUGUCGCCCACCGCCACACCGCACAGCCACCGUCACGCCGCUCCUUCUCCGCUGCCCAGCCACACUCGCCUCCGCCAUCGCCACACCGUACAGCCACACCAGCCUCCGCCAUCGCCCACUGCCACACCAGCCUCCGCCGACGCUCCGCCACAUCGCCUCCGCCGGUUCCUUUGCUCCAACGCUCCGCCAGACCCAGCACAGCCUACAACGCACCGGAGCACCGCCUUCCCGCCUUUGUGUUGAGCACUGGAUCUGGAGUUAAUGGCUUUACCCUUGAUCCAUUACUAGGGGAAUUCAUACUGUGCCUCUUUCGGUGCAUCAAAUAUGGAGGAAGGACAAGAAAUCUCCCCCAAAAUGAAUAUGUGAGUCAGAGAAUGGGAAGAAAUAAGUUGAAGUCUUUCGGGCCAGUAAUAUGUAGAAUGGCAAUGCUAGUCUACGUUCGUUGUGGGAGCUUCUUCUUUAAGGCGCUAGGCAUCACGCUCCUGUUUAUGGCCGGUUUCCCCAAUGACCUGGUUCAGAGGGAAACCAAUUACAAGAACUUGGACCUCCUUCAGAAGUAUUACAGAACAGACAAAGAUGCAGAAGGAGAGGAGUUAUUUCUGUCAUAUCCUUUGGCUGAUGAGAAUGCUGGUCAGCAUACAAUCCACAUGGCUGCAUCUUCAAAGCAGAAAAGCAAGAAACACACAACCACUUCAGGGAAUCUUGAUGAGAAAACUUCAGCUGUUCCAACCAACAUGCAGCCAUUGUCGACGAACCCAGUGAUUAUCAGUCCUAACAUCAAUACUCUGUAGAUCAGUAUACUGCAUAAUUAGAUGCUUUUGAUAGGAUGUUCGUGAAAGAUGUUCAUGGAUGAUGAAUUAAACAAUCUACCAAUCUCAUCACAUAUGAUGUCAAUUAAACCAGUCGCAGUUCAAGAGGUAUUCUAAUAUUCUUGUAACUGCACCAAGCCAGGAGAAUUUGAAAACUCUAUUUGAGUUUAUUUGCAAGGGAUUUGACAUGCUUGAAUACAAGAUCGUUGAGAGAGUUAGUGGAUGGAGCUACUAUCAACAAGAGAUUGAUCAAGUUAGAAACGUAUGAGUUGAUUUCUUUAUUGAUGUAUGGUUAAAUAUGUGAAUUAAUUAAUAUAAUUUGAUCUUAGCUUGAUAAUUUUAAA
Messenger RNA from Ipomoea nil (Japanese morning glory), 1607 nucleotides. RefSeq lists its product as uncharacterized. The coding region runs from base 1 to 1245 and encodes 414 amino acids. The transcript has 10 exons. The record is from RefSeq and is a predicted model, not a curated record. NCBI's taxonomy places the organism in Eukaryota, Viridiplantae, Streptophyta, Magnoliopsida, Solanales, Convolvulaceae.